AGCUGAUCAUAGCAACGCCAUUGAAAAUAUUUUGAAAGAAAUUUGAAAUACUUUCCGAGUGUAAAAGGAACAAUAAAAUGUCGGAAGUUGAAGAGACUUUAAAGCGCAUUCAAGCUCAUAAGGGAGUGAUCGGAAUCAUUGUUGUUAAUCAAGAAGGUAUUCCGAUCCGUACCACCCUUGAUAACUCCACCACAGUGCAAUAUUCUGGUCUAAUCCACCAGCUCACAGCAAAAGCAAGAGGCACAGUCAGGGAUAUCGACCCACAGAAUGAUUUAACAUUUCUGAGAAUCCGUUCAAAAAAACACGAGAUAAUGGUUGCCCCAGACAAGGAAUACCUACUUAUCGUAAUCCAGAAUCCAUCUGUGUGAACAGAUUUUAAAUCAGUUACAACUGUUCUUUGUGAAAAAAAUUUGUUAUUGUAUAUGAACACAACACUUAGUAAUGUUUAAAUAUAUUUGUUUGUAUAUAUGAUUAUAUGAACCAUAUGUAAGGAUAUAAACAUUUUAGAUAUUAAACUGCUUCAGGAUUUUAAA
This is a messenger RNA of Dendronephthya gigantea, 533 nucleotides long. RefSeq names its product dynein light chain roadblock-type 2. The coding region runs from base 78 to 368 and encodes 96 amino acids. Gene Ontology annotation, biological process: microtubule-based movement. The transcript has 5 exons. The record is from RefSeq and is a predicted model, not a curated record. NCBI's taxonomy places the organism in Eukaryota, Metazoa, Cnidaria, Anthozoa, Malacalcyonacea, Nephtheidae. Gene Ontology annotation, molecular function: dynein intermediate chain binding. Gene Ontology annotation, cellular component: centrosome; cytoplasmic dynein complex; cytoplasm.